GCAGAAAACGGAGAUUGUGUGAUACUGAUCGAGAUUGGAGAAAACUUUACGAAGACCACAUUCCGAGUUGUAACGAUUGUGCCGCUACAAUCGUUACAACGCGAAUCCCGAGAACAAGGAAGGGUGUUGGACGGCGUGUCCAGCCUUCCUGAAAGAAAUAAGGACGUUAUUUCCCCGGAAUCCGGAGGGGUCUCGAGAGGAGAACUCAAACUGUAUUUUAUAAAAUUUUUGCUUCCCCGGGAUGUCCUGACUUGAAUUCAUUUAACAUCUAAUUUCAUUUUCAGAUCAUGAGAGUAGCCCUGUUUUUAGGAGUGACCUCGUGGUCUGGGGAUACUGAGACCCAGCCAUGAGCUCACUACUUCUGCAUGUAAUUAAGUUAAUUAGAGCGUUCUGAUCGAAGCCGGAAACAGUAACGUUUUUGUCGACCCGAUGUUAGAAAGACCACCAAAAGAACUGGCUUUGGCAGAGACGGUGAAAAGCAUGUAGAGCUGUGUGUAGACGCUAGCCAGACGUUUUAGAACCUAGCUUUACUUUCCGUCGAUAUGUACUUCCGAGCGAAUGUUACAGAAAUUCAGUGUUUUUUUAACGGUAGAUGACUUAUGCCCAGGCUCAGUUUAACCUUGAACGAUUCCAGAAAAGAGCGCUAAAAUGGGUAACAAACAGUUAUGAGAGUGAUUAUCUAAUCUUGUUAAAACGAACGAAUACAUUGCCCCUUACUAUGUUCAUACAGCUAUGCAAUCUAUUGAACCUAUCGAGCUUUUUUCACAGUGAAAACGAUUUACAAAUACGACUAUUAACCAACAAGUCUGCCUCAAAUACAAGACAAAAUGAUGGCCCGACAUUAAGCCUUAAAAAAGUCCGCACAGAAAAAGCUCGCGCUGAGUUUUGUUUCAGGCUGUCUCGGGUGGCCAAUCAUCUACCUGGAACAGUAGAUUUCUUCAAUCCCACGGGGCUAAAAAAUAGACUCUUGAAUUUUAUGUGGACCUAUCAAAUGGCGAAAUUCAAUGAGGCGAAUCCUUGCACAUGGAUACUGUUUUGUGAUUGUCGAAACUGCAGGGAUGUAUGGAAGACGUUUUAAGAAGAAAUGAACUGGGAGCAGUCCCAUCAGAAGUAUUUCUGAGAAUCCACAACAACAACAACAACAACAACAACCCAGGAACGACGGUGGCCGAGGAAGAAAAUAGUAAAGCCGACUAGUAUGGAGAUUAAUGUAAUGAUGACUAACAUCGUUAUUACACGGAAGAGCCACUUUUUGAAUUUAGUUAUUUUAAGAUGGGGAAUGCCGAUACUAAGCUCAAUUUUCGAAAAGCUGUCAUACAGCUGACCACUAAAACCCAGCCAAUUGAGGCAGCCGAUCAGCAAUUCUGGGAGCAAUUUUGGGCGGAAAAUGUGAGCAGUGUUCAAGACGUCUUCGCACUGAUUCCUGCGGCUGAAAUCAGAGCACUAAGAGAGGAAUCGCCGUCAAAUUUGGCAACACUAUGUUACAAGGCAGUGGAACGAUUGGUGCAGUCAGCAGAGUCAGGAUGUUGCUCAAAGAAUGAACAAGCUGCAACGCUAAACUGUGUCCGCCUGAUGACCAGAAUUCUGCCAUACAUCUUUGAAGAUCCGGAUUGGCGAGGUUUUUUCUGGUCAAGUUUGCCAUCGUCAUCUGACACCAGAUCUCGAAAAUCAAAUGAUGAGCAAGUCGAAGAUGAAACACCUCCACUUGCGCAAUCUUUGUUGAAUGCUCUGUCUGAUUUGCUUUUCUGCCCGGAGUUUACUGUGCAUACAAACCGAAAGGGUCCCCAUACUCCCGAAGACCUGCAAAGCCUCGAUAGUUGUGAGUACAUUUGGGCAUCUGGAGUUGGAUUUGCACAGGAGCCGCCCUAUAACUUUACAUACGAUAUGCACCGCACGGAACUGCUGAAACUGCUGCUCACUUGUUUCUCGGAAGCAAUGUACAUGUCUGCAAAUUCAAAUGAGUCCGCGGCAAACGCUGCUGCAAUGAAUCCAUGGAUAUCCUAUUUCACAUCUUCAGAUAAUCGUCACGCUCUUCCGCUGUUCACAUCUCUGCUCAAUAUUGUUUCUUCAUACGACCCUGUGGGUUACGGAGUGCCAUACAAUCACCUCAUGUUUCGAGACUACCGUGAACCACUGGUCCAAAUUGCGAUCCAACUGCUGAUUGUAACUUUGGACCACGAUGUGGGAUCCGGGGCCGCGGAUGACCAGCCGGAAGACGAAGCGGACUCAGGUCAACCAGACAAUCUGUUCGUGAACUACCUCUCGCGCAUCCAUCGAGAUGAAGAUUUCAACUUCAUUCUGCAUGGUAUGACUAGGCUGUUGAACAAUCCUCUGCAACAAACUUAUCUUCCGAACUCAAUCAAGAAGAUUCAGUUUCACCAAGAAUUGCUAGUAUUUCUUUGGAAGUUCUGUGACGCAAACAAGAAGUUUCUGUUUCACGUGUUGAAAAGCAGCGAGGUUUUGGAGUUACUGGUUCCAAUUUUAUUUCACCUCAAUGACGCCAGGGCAGAUCAGUCGCGUGUGGGUCUGAUGCACAUUGGAGUGUUCAUUCUGCUGCUGUUGAGUGGAGAAAGGAACUUCGGAGUUAGGCUGAACAAACCAUACAAUGUGAGGGUGCCCAUGGACAUACCAGUGUUCACAGGCACUCACGCAGACCUGCUCAUCAUUGUGUUCCACAAGAUCAUCACCACUGGCCAUCAGAGACUGCAACCCCUGUUCGACUGUCUCCUCACCAUAGUGUGCAAUGUUUCUCCAUAUCUCAAGUCGCUCUCAAUGGUGGCAUCCAGUAAACUGCUGCAUUUACUAGAGGCGUUCUCGACCCCCUGGUUCCUGAUUUCGUCGCCGACCAAUCACCACCUGGUGUUCUUCUUGCUGGAGUCAUUUAACAACAUCAUUCAGUAUCAGUUUGACGGCAAUUCAAAUCUCAUCUACACAAUCAUACGCAAAAGACACGUGUUUCACCAGUUAUCGAAUCUUCCGACUGACCACCAAGCGUUGAUGAAGAUCAUGAGUCGCAAACGGGAGCGAAGAGGAACAAUAUCCCGAGCAGCGAACAUCACCAGUCAAGCAUUCAACGGUUCCCCCCAUCAUGCACCUACGUCUCCACCUCCUGUCACGCCCACUAAGAAAACAAUCAAUACCGGGGAUUCACAGGAUACGGAAGCAGGGGAGCAGAGCGGGGUUGAAGUAUCCAGGGCACGCGUCGUGGGAGGAGUUGAGCCAAGUAUGGAGGGUUCGAGGCCAGCUCAGGAUGCGGAGCCGGGAACAUUGAAGGCUUCGUUAGCUGCGACCCCCGUGUACUUUGACAUAUUCCGACCCUUCACCGAUCUUGAAAAACUGACUGAGAAGGUGCGACCAGCUCCUCCUCAUGACUUAAUCGGGGGCAUCCAGGGUGGAACUACAUUGCAGCCAGGUGCAGCUUCUGGCACUGAAGCCAAUAACUCAUUCCAACAUUAUGCGGAGAUGCCAAAUACACUCAAGGUGAAAAUGGACGGAGGGGCUGCUGCCAGUUUGAAUACAAGUGUCUCGGAAAUUGCAAGUCGGUCUAAAGGGGCAAAGAUGUCUCCCCCUCCCCCAUUGCAAGUGGAGACAGGGGAGGGUAAAAUGGACAGGUCACCCGAGGGUGCGCUGGACUCAAUGUCUAACAAACAGUCCCUCGCGUCCCCGGCUGCGUCGUCUGUGUCAAGUCUUCAAUGGGUCCCCACUCCAGACUGGGUUACCAACUGGAAGAGUAAGUUGCCGCUGCAAACCAUCAUGCGAUUGCUGCAAGUACUCGUACCCCAAGUGGAGAAGAUAUGCAUUGACAAGGGACUGACAGAUGAGUCUGAGAUCCUUCGGUUUCUCCAACAUGGAACUCUGGUCGGCCUCCUGCCCGUGCCCCACCCCAUUCUGAUACGAAAGUACCAGAGCAAUGCUGGCACAGCUACCUGGUUCAAGACAUACAUGUGGGGUAUUAUAUAUCUCCGUAAUGUGGAUCCACCCAUCUGGUACGACACAGAUGUGAAACUCUUCGAGAUCCAACGUGUCUAAGUAGGUCCGGAUCUUUCUAAAAUCAUCUAGAGGUGGAACACAGAAAGGGUAUAUUUUGAGUCCGCUUCAUGACAGUCCACUUCAUCUGUUGGUCAAUCUUACUGGGCAGUAACUACGAUCGGUGAAGUAUCACAAAAGCAGUAAAAGUAAUCAAAUGAUGUUUAAAGUUUUCAAACUAUUACUUUUGGCGUCGUGACGUUAAUUAUGAUGGAUAUUAUUUGUAUAUUUCGAAAGAGAUAUUUGUUGUCCGUUUGAAGAAAUCAGCUCAUAUUUGCGCUACUUACUUUUGUAAAUUGGGAGAAAGUUGUGUCGCUUUGUAUAAUAUGUUAUUCGGAAUAAGUUAAAUUGCUGUUGUAAAUUGUAAUUACGUUAUUAAUUAAUAUUAUUCAUAGAUUAGCUAGGUUUCCCAGACGGUAUUUUUUGAAGAAAUUAGUUACUACAUUUUGCUGCUUUAUGUUUCAGGCUUUUGAUGAACAAGUAAUAAUAGCAAUUGAUGUAUAUUUUUUCUGUCUCCCUUUAAAUUUUGCAUGAAAAUCAGAUUUGGUUAGUAAUUUGGAGGUGCUAAAUAUUCAAAUUUUAUCAAUUUCUAUGCGAAAGAGCAAAUUGUGAACUAUAAAGAUAAGUUUGUAUUUAGAAAUUGUCAUCGAUGAAAUCUGUUGUCAUGCAUGUUUGGGUUCGGUUGUAAUAUAUUUUAAGAUAGUUUUGUUGGGUUUGAUUUCUUGUAGUAAUCAAAUCCAAGUCAAUUGUAAAGUUGAUUGCAGAA
Molecule: messenger RNA, 4792 nt
Organism: Symsagittifera roscoffensis
Lineage: Eukaryota; Metazoa; Xenacoelomorpha; Acoela; Convolutidae
Product: protein HID1-like
Exons: 17
Coding region: 1273-4029 (918 amino acids)
Cellular component (GO): Golgi medial cisterna; Golgi trans cisterna; membrane
Source: RefSeq, a predicted model, not a curated record